Tripterygium wilfordii is the source of this 1675-nucleotide messenger RNA. RefSeq names its product probable ethanolamine kinase. Gene Ontology annotation, cellular component: cytoplasm. Gene Ontology annotation, molecular function: choline kinase activity; ethanolamine kinase activity. The transcript has 11 exons. Gene Ontology annotation, biological process: phosphatidylcholine biosynthetic process; phosphatidylethanolamine biosynthetic process. Bases 176 to 1306 code for a protein of 376 amino acids. Lineage: Eukaryota; Viridiplantae; Streptophyta; Magnoliopsida; Celastrales; Celastraceae. The record is from RefSeq and is a predicted model, not a curated record.
AACAAUAGACAUUACACAAGAAUCUCAGGCACAUAUCCGUCGUUCCGUAUUUAUUAUAUUUCCCACUUCGCAGUUCUGCACGAGGUUUGGCUGUUCCCGGUUUACGUGGGAAGAUUAGCGUUUCAUUCGCUCGGCAUUUGAAUUUGUGGACGGCUAGAUAGGCAUAAAGAGACGAAUGGGAGCAGUCAAGAUCUGGAACGAAAUGGAGGUCGCCGAGGAAUUUUCAGAGAAGAACUGCAGCACCGAAAUCAAAUCCUCGUCCCUCACCGUCGACACCUCUCUUUCACUGCCUGAUAUGACUCCUCGCGUCAUAAAUUUGUGCAAGGAUCUGUUCAAGAAGUGGUCAAAAUUGGAUGAUUCACGCUUCUCUGUGCAAACUGUUUCUGGAGGCAUCACAAAUUUAUUGCUCAAGGUAACUGUCAGAGCAGAUGAUGGAAAUGAAGAUUCUGUAACUGUGAGAUUAUACGGACCUAACACUGAUUAUGUCAUUGAUCGUGAGCGGGAGUUGCAGGCUAUCAAGUAUCUCUCAGCUGCAGGAUUCGGUGCCAAGUUGCUAGGAGUAUUUGGAAAUGGAAUGGUGCAGUCCUUCAUCAUUGCACGCACGCUAGAACCAUCAGACAUGAGAGAGCCAAAGCUGUCUGCUGAAAUCGCCCGACAGCUACAUGAAUUUCAUCAAGUUGAAGUUCCUGGUUCUAAAGAACCUCAAUUGUGGAAUGACAUCUUCAAGUUCUUUAAGAAUGCGUCCAAACUUAAAUUUGAUGAUGAUGAUGAGAAGCAGGAGAAAUAUCAGAAAAUUUCAUUUAAGGAAGUUCAUAAUGAGAUUCUUGAACUCGAGGAAUUGACAGGCCGCGUUAAUUCUCCAGUGGUUUUUGCGCACAAUGACUUGCUUUCUGGGAACAUAAUGGUCAAUGAUGAUGAAGGAAAACUCUACUUCAUUGAUUUCGAGUAUGGUUCAUACAAUUACCGGGGUUAUGACAUUGGAAAUCACUUCAAUGAAUAUGGAGGCUAUGAUUGUGACUAUAGUUUAUACCCAAACAAGGAUGAGCAAUAUCAUUUCAUUAGGCAUUAUUUACAACCUGACAAACCUCAUGAGGUAUCUGAAAAAGAUAUUGAAGCUCUCUAUCUUGAGGCCAACGUAUUCAUGUUAUCUUCGCACAUAUAUUGGGCUUUGUGGGCUCUAAUCCAGGCAAAGAUGUCUCCAAUCAAUUUCGAUUAUCUUGGUUACUUUUUCCUGAGAUACAAUGAAUACAAAAAGCAGAAAGGAAGAUGGGUCUCAUUGGCACGAUCUUGCCUUUCAGGAAAGUGAAGUGAGUAAUACUGUUUGCACGUUGCAUUUGUUUCAAAACAGAAAGGAAGAUGCUUAUCACAGGCACGAUUAUGCCUUUCAGGAAAGGGAAGUUGAGUAAUACUGUUGUUUUUACACAUUGCAUCGGUCUUCUGUAAUUUGUUACUAGGGAGAGGUCCUUGGCCCUCGGGUCCGAUAUUCUUGUAAACUAUUCUUUUCGUAGUCUCUUGCUAGCUAUUAUAAGCACGUAGAGAGAAACGGAGAUUUAGAGACCUGCAUAUGUUCUGUUGUAACUUUUGUCAAUACGUGUACUAAUCGUGUUGUGUACUUCUGUGAUUCUCAAUGUUGAAUGGUUAAGUUGAAAAAUAAACUGUGUUUUAGAACUUGAAA